Messenger RNA from Monoraphidium neglectum, 1247 nucleotides. RefSeq names its product Peptide transporter PTR2. The annotation marks the transcript as partial. Gene Ontology annotation, biological process: oligopeptide transport; transmembrane transport. Lineage: Eukaryota; Viridiplantae; Chlorophyta; Chlorophyceae; Sphaeropleales; Selenastraceae. The record is from RefSeq and is a predicted model, not a curated record. Gene Ontology annotation, cellular component: membrane. Gene Ontology annotation, molecular function: transmembrane transporter activity. The transcript is spliced from 13 exons.
AUGGCGCCUCAGGACGAUAUGACUGUGGUGGAGCUGGAGGAGCAUUUCGGAGAGAAGAAAGGGGGCGAUCUCGACGCGCCUGUGCCCGGCAGGAAGACGCGUGUAACCGCUGCUUGCAGCUGCAUUCUAGGCAAUGAGAUCUGCGAGCGCCUGGCCUACUACGGGCUGCAGACCAACAUGGGGCUGUACUUGAAGCAGUACAUGGGCUACCCCGCGGACACCGCCAGCCAGCUGCUGCAGGCCUGGAAGGGCACAGUAUACCUGACACCCCUUCUCGGCGCCUUCCUGGCAGAUUCAUACCUGGGCAGGCACGUGGCACGCUGUGCCACAGGCGGGGGCCGCACACUGCCAGGCCCCAAGGGGGAAUACCUGAUCGGGAUGGGCGGUGUCACGGCCGUCAACCUCAUCCCCAGCAUGAGGCCAAACUACCAGGCGGCCCCGGCCAGCGGCGACUUUGGCCCCACGCGCGGCAUGUUCUGGGCGUUCCUGUACCUGGUGGCGCUGGGGUCUGGCGGCAUCAAGCCCUGCGUCAGCAGCUUCGGGGGGGACCAGGUGCGCGGGGCGGGGCAGGCCAAGUUUCGCGAGGACAGCAAGCGCGAGCGCGGCUGGCGGAGUUCCUUCUUCAACUGGUUUUACUUUGCAAUCAACAUUGGGUCGCUGGUGGCCACCCUGGUGGUGGUGCCGGUGCAGGAGAGCAAGGGCUACGGCAUCGGAUUUGGCAUCCCCACGGCCGCCAUGGGCGCUGCCAUCCUGGUCUUUGUCUUUGGCGCUCUCAUCAAGAUAUACACCUUUGUUCCGCCAGAGGGGUCCCCCUUCUUCCGCAUCUGGAAAGUUCUGAGGGGCGCCUGGAUCAACCGCAAGCUGACAGCACCCGCUGAUGUGGCGGAGCUCUACGAGCCCGCGGCCGGCGAGAAGUCCAACGUGAAGUUCAGGAUGGCCCACACCAAGCGCAUGGCCGCCCUGGACAAGGCCGCCAUCCGCAGCCCUGCAGCUGGGGCCGCUGCGGCUGGCGGGCGCCGGGGCUACCAGGUCAGCCUGACAGAAGUGGAGGAGACCAAGUCCUUCAUGAGCCUCAUGCCCGUGUUCCUGACAGUCAUCAUCUGGCAGAUGGCGUACGACCCCAUCUUCAGCCUGCUGCCCUACCCCGGUGACGUCAUGGACCGCCGCCUGGGCAACUCCAACUUCAAGAUACCCGCCUCCUCCAUUUCCUUUGCCAACACCUUUGGCGUGCUGCUCACCAUCCCGCU